Molecule: messenger RNA, 213 nt
Organism: Tuber melanosporum (Perigord truffle)
Lineage: Eukaryota; Fungi; Ascomycota; Pezizomycetes; Pezizales; Tuberaceae
Exons: 4
Coding region: 1-213 (70 amino acids)
Biological process (GO): ATP synthesis coupled electron transport; electron transport coupled proton transport
Molecular function (GO): NADH dehydrogenase (ubiquinone) activity
Source: RefSeq, a predicted model, not a curated record
AUGGCUAAAAUCCAAAUUUUUUUGCUUCACGUUUGGUUGCCUCUUGCAAUGGAAGGUCCUACACCCGUUAGCGCUUUAAUACAUGCUGCCACCAUGGUAUGCACUACGAAAGAUAAUAAUAUAAAUAUCCUUAUUUCGUUACUGUAUACUCAGAUGGGGAAUCAAAGAAAUAUCAAGAUUAAUAAAGAAAUGGUCCAACUUACGUCAUUAUAA